AUGCUCAGGAGGAUGUCCCACGCCAUCAAGUUCUAUGACAUCGGUCUCAAUCUCACGGACCCCAUGUACCAGGGCCUCUACAACGGCAAACAGUACCACCAGCCCGACAUCCAGCGCGUCCUGCGGCGCGCGCAGCAGGCCCGUGUCCACGCUAUGCUCCUCACCGGCUCCUCUAUCCACGAGUCCCAAGAGGCCGUCGCGCUCGCCGCCCGCUUCCACUCCCCGGACGCGCGUCUCUACUACACCUUGGGCGUCCACCCGUGCUGUGUGAACGAGUUUGUCCUCGCCGACACCAACUCCACCAUUGACAACCCGACCAACGACCCAGAGUUCAACGCACGCCUCGACGUCGCCGAUGCGGCGUUUACCAAGUCCAAGCUCCGCCAGCUCUACACCCUCAUGCGCGACAACGCCCGCGACCCCAAGUUCCGCGCCAUUGGCGAGAUCGGCCUGGACUACGACCGCUUCUACUACUCCUCCCAGGAGAUGCAGCUGCUCUUCUUCGAGGAGCAGCUCAAACUGAGUUGUCUGUUCCCCGAGAUGCCUCUGUUCCUGCACAUGCGCAACUGCUGCGCGGACUUCGUCGCGGUGCUCGACAAGUUCGUGCGCGGCUUUGCCGAUGCUGACGACCGCUUCGACCACCGCGAACUAGUCCGCGAAGCCGGCGCCAGCCACGAACACCUGCCGCAGAUCAGGGACGACGGCGCUAUUUUCUACCGCUUCUCGCCCGUGCGCAAAUUCGUUACCCAUUCCUUCACAGGAUCGCCUCAGGACUUGCAAGACGUGCUCUCGCUCUCUGCCAACUCCUACAUCGGCAUGAACGGCUGCUCCUUUAAAACUGCAGAAAACAUCCAGUGCGCCAAAGAAGUUCCCUUGGAAAGGCUCCUGCUAGAGACAGACGCGCCAUGGUGCGACAUCCGCAGAACCCAUGACUCAUACAAGUACCUGUUCACCGACCCCUCUGCGCACAAUCUACAAAAGGACGACCCAUGGCACAGUGGCCUCUCAGACGCGUACCCCGACAUCCCACAGUGGUUCAACUCUGUCAAACGCGAUAAACUUGAUAAAAAGUCCGAGGAGGAACGCGAGCAAACCACUGUCAAAUCCAGAAACGAGCCGUGCUUCAUGGGACAUGUGGCCACCGUGGUGGCGCGUGUCAAGCAGCUCCCCAUCGAGGAAGUAGCUUCUACGGUCUGGGACACCACCUGCGGCGUAUACGGUGAAUGA
Lachancea thermotolerans CBS 6340 is the source of this 1227-nucleotide messenger RNA. RefSeq names its product 3'-5'-exodeoxyribonuclease. The transcript has a single exon. Gene Ontology annotation, molecular function: 3'-5'-DNA exonuclease activity. Lineage: Eukaryota; Fungi; Ascomycota; Saccharomycetes; Saccharomycetales; Saccharomycetaceae. The record is from RefSeq and is a predicted model, not a curated record. The coding region runs from base 1 to 1227 and encodes 408 amino acids. Gene Ontology annotation, cellular component: cytosol.